Messenger RNA from Cadophora gregata, 1297 nucleotides. RefSeq lists its product as uncharacterized. NCBI's taxonomy places the organism in Eukaryota, Fungi, Ascomycota, Leotiomycetes, Helotiales, Ploettnerulaceae. Gene Ontology annotation, molecular function: oxidoreductase activity, acting on the CH-OH group of donors, NAD or NADP as acceptor. The transcript has 4 exons. The record is from RefSeq and is a predicted model, not a curated record. The coding region runs from base 199 to 1254 and encodes 351 amino acids.
GAGAUGAUUUCCAGGUCCGAGGUGGCUUUCAGACGUGAAACAUUUUCUAUUCUUGAAAUGACCGGACAUCAGAUGACAUGCAUUACUCUAUUAGGUGACUCAAAGUCUAAAUUCGAAAACAAGCUUUCCAAUCAUCAAUCAAAAUUAAUUCUAGAUUCAUCCUGACAUUCAAGAAUUGGUCCGGAACAUCGAUCAGGAAUGCCACAAACCUGGCUCAUUGUCGGCGCCACCCGAGGUAUCGGCCUCGAAUUCACAACACAGCUCCUCUCGCUUGGCCACACAGUGAUAGCCACCGCUCGCUCACCCACACACUCCCUGCUCACUCCGUCGCCGGCUCUACCCCUUCCAUUACCUCAGCCUACUUCUCCAAUAUCACCAGCACCACCCACCCGCUUCCCCAGUAAUGCAAGUAACCUUUGGGCUCUAACGGGAAAAGCCAACGGUCAUAAUCUCACGAUUUUAGAAUGCGACGUUAGCGAUGAGGGGAGUAUUGAGAGGUUUACUGAGAGUGUCAGGAAGCUGGGUAGAAAGGGGGGCGUGCUUGAGAAUGGGGUAAUUGAUGUUGUGGUGUUAAAUGCGGGGGUGUUGGAGUAUCCGGGACGAGUUGGUGAGAUAUCAUUCACAUCCUUCGCGCACCACCUCCACACCAAUACCAUCGGCCCCCUCAUCACAGCCUCACGCCUACUUUCCCUCUCAUCCUUCAGUCCAUCACCCUCAGCCUCCUCAUCAGCUCACCCAUCAGCACAACCCUCCACACCACUUUCACCCCUCCGACCGACAACACCAAUUCAUAUCAAGACACUGGUGUUCAUAUCCUCUGACAGCGGAUCAACAACUAACUUCCGCUCCUUCGAAGAUGGUUUCGGCGCUUAUGCUGCGUCAAAAGCUGCGCUGAAUCAAGGUUUGAGACAUCUCGCUGCUGAAUUGCAUCGCAAAUCCAAAUUUUCACCAAAGACCAACCUCAAGCAGAUUCUCAAUCCUGGAUCUGACGAGAUUUGUAGAGACAAGACGGUCGUUCUAGCCCUACAUCCUGGGGAGGUCAGUACUGAUAUGGCCAAUGUAGCUUUGGACUGGGAAGUCGAGGGGAUUAUCAGCCCACAGGAGAGUAUUAAUUGUAUGUUGAAGGUUAUUGGCGAGAAAGGUUAUGGAGGAGCGGAUGAAGGAGGUGUGGUCAGUGCGAGAAAUGAGGGGAGGCGGGAAGAAGAUGGGGCGGCGACGUUUUGGACUUGGGAGGGGAGGAGGUAUCCGUGGUAGAUCCAAAUAGCGUAAGAGGGAUUGUAGAUGAAAAAUAUGAUUU